This is a messenger RNA of Erinaceus europaeus (western European hedgehog), 2023 nucleotides long. It is a transcript of the gene LAMP3, whose product is annotated as lysosomal associated membrane protein 3. The record is from RefSeq and is a predicted model, not a curated record. The coding region runs from base 131 to 1381 and encodes 416 amino acids. The transcript has 6 exons. Lineage: Eukaryota; Metazoa; Chordata; Mammalia; Eulipotyphla; Erinaceidae. Gene Ontology annotation, cellular component: membrane.
UUGGCCACAAGAGACUGAGGAGCAAAGAGCAGUGGCUUCCCUGUUUCACCCUCCAGGCUUCCAGCAAAUUGGGAGCAGCAGAGCCAGAGCAGCACCCAGCCCACCAGCAGCUCCCCUGCGCUCCCCAGUCAUGGCCAGGCUGCUCUCUCCAAUGGCAGCCUGCCUGCUGUCCCUGGCUGUGAUUCUGCAUCACAGUCAUCAGAUAGGAGCCAAAGGAACAGCGGACCUAACAGACCCUCCUCAACCUACCACAGCAGCAACAGUCCCAUUGGGAGGGAAGCCUUCUCUUUUGCAGCCAAGGAGCAUGGCAUCCCCUCAAGGAGUUACCUCAACCUCCUCCUCUGACAGCCUGGCCACACAUAUGGCAAAAACUCCAGCCACAACCUUCCUUGUUACUAUCAAUGGGACCCCCUCCACAAGCCCUGUCACCCAGGUCCCUGUCACCUCCCUGGCCACAGCCAGCACCUCACACACGACCACCCAAGUCACUGAAGCCACCAUAGGCCCAGGGGUCACUUCCCAGGCAACCAGAACCACCCCACCUGUACCUACAACUGGAACCAACACCCCAGCCAGCAACCCCACAACUGGAGGAGCCCCCCAGCCCAGUAGUAGCCAGACACCCCUGUCAGCAGCUGUGUCCUCAUCCACCCCACCAAACACCAGCAUGUCUGGUCAGACAUCUGCUCAGCUCACUCAUGGGCCUGGUCCAACCACAGUGCCACACAACACCACCAAGACGCCCUCCACCAUGGCUCCAGGGCCCAGCCUUGUACCCAGACCCACAGCUGCCAAGACAGGCAUGUACCAGGUUCUCAAUGGGAGCAGGCUUUGCAUAAAAGCAGAGAUGGGAGUGCAACUGAUCGUCCAAGACAUGGAGUUGAUGUUUUCAUCCAAGAGCUACUUCAACGUAGACCCCAACGCAACCCAAGCCUCUGGGAACUGUGACUCUCGAAAAGCCAACCUUCUCCUGAAUUUCCCGGGUGGAUGUGUGAAUCUCACAUUUACCAAGGAUGAAAACUUGUAUUACAUCAGUGAAGUAGGAGCCUCUCUGAUCGUCUCUCAUCCAGAGAAAAAUUACCAUGGAAAGAAAAGUGCAGUGGUGAUGUUUGAGACAGUGGUCGGACAUUCCUUCAAGUGUGUGAGUGAGCAGAGCAUCCAGCUGUCCUCCCAGCUGCAGCUGCAGACAGUCAAUGUCCAGCUUCAAGCCUUUGACUUUGAAGGUGCCCACUUUGGAAAUGCGGACGAGUGCUUCAGUGACAGAAACAGGAGAGAGAUCCCUGUGGCCGUGGGCCUGAGUAUUGCAGGACUGCUUGGUGUUUUGCUAACAGCGUGCCUGGUGGCCAGAAUGAGGCCCCCUAGAGGAUAUGAACGCAUGUGAAGGCCCAGCGGCUUCAAAAGCUCAAGCCCUUGGGAAUCCUGGCCUCCUCAGCCCUCUGUGCAGGGACUGCCUUUUCUAGUCUCCUGUCCCACCUUCCCAGUCUGACUAGGAAAUCUAGCUUUCCACCGAAGAUAAGCAAGAAUGGAGCCCCCACCCCACUUUCUCAUGUGGAUUUGGGGAGACUAUACCUUGGGGCUGUGCAUUCCAUUUCCCCUACUCCCCUCCCUACUGCUACAGAACUGGUUACAAGAAUUAGGGGACAGGAGGCAGAGGCAUGAGUGGGGUGCUUGUGAGAGGGAGAAGGAAUAUAUCCAAAGGGAAAACUGGAGAAGGCAUUUUCAUUUCACAUUGGUUUUUCUUAAGCAUGUGUUAAGAGUUCAACACCCAGUGUUUUGUUAGUUUGUUUAUACUCUUUUAAAAACAAAUGCAUUUCAAAGGAGAGUCAAAGUGAUUUUAAAUUCCACAGUUUCAUCCACAUCCUGAUUUAUUUAAAAUUGUAUAAUAUGGCCUUAGUAUACUGCCAUCUUAAAAAGAGAUAUAUUAACACUGUUUUAAUAUAGUGAUAGAUUAAAAAAUAAAGAUUUGCCAACAUUUCACUUUUCAAAUGUACUGAGACAGACCAAAGAUCUUGACAAGAAAAAA